Molecule: messenger RNA, 1143 nt
Organism: Mercurialis annua (annual mercury)
Lineage: Eukaryota; Viridiplantae; Streptophyta; Magnoliopsida; Malpighiales; Euphorbiaceae
Product: pentatricopeptide repeat-containing protein At3g22470, mitochondrial-like
Exons: 3
Coding region: 1-1143 (380 amino acids)
Molecular function (GO): protein binding
Source: RefSeq, a predicted model, not a curated record
AUGUUUAUGCCUAUAGUAUUAUUGCCGAUAGCUUAUGUAAAAUUGGAAAAUCCAAUGUUGCCGUUGAUUUACUUCAAAGAAUGCGAUGUCAACCAAAUAGUUAAAACAAUGAAGCAGAGGGGGAUAGAGCCAAAUGUGGUCACUUACAAUUCACUCAUAGAUGGAUAUUGUCAGCAGAACCAAUUCAUUGAGGCUAGAGUUGUAUUUGACACGAUGGUAAGCAAUGGCUGCACACCUGAUGAAGUGACUUACAAUAUCUUGAUUAAAUUGUACUGCAAAAACAAAAGAAUAGAUGAUGCAAAGCAACUUUUUAAAGAUAUAACACCUUCCAUUGUUACUUAUACUUCUAUGAUACAUGGCUUAUGCCAAGCAGGAAGGCUUUUGGAUGGGCGUGAUCUUUUUAACAACAUGCCUUGUAUUGGCCCUUCUCCCAAUAUAGCAACUUAUGGAAGUUUGAUACAUGGCUUUUGCAAACACGGGGAUUUCGAUGCCGGAUUGGCUCUAUUUCAUGAAAUGGAAAAGAGUAUGUUGAAACCUAAUUGUGAAAUCUACAGCAGUUUAAUUGAUGGUUUGUGUAAAGCUGGAAAGUUUAAAGAUGCUAAAGAUUUGUUCAAUAGAUUUCUCAUUCAAGGAUUGCAGCCUGAUGCUCAAACAUAUAAUAUACUAAUCAAUGGAACAUGCAAAGAAGGAUUAUUAGAUAAAGCCUACCAGGUCUACAGAAAAAUGAUAGAGGAUGGUUGCUCUCCACAUAGUUGCACGUAUAAUGUGAUUAUCCAAGGAUUUCUCAAGCACAACGAGCUGCUGGGGGCAAAACAACUUAUUGAAGAAAUGCGCGAUAAGGGAUUUUGUGCAGAUGCCACCACAUUAUCCUUGGUAGCAGAUGUAUUGUCCAGUGAUGAUGGCACUAUGAGAAAGCUACUUGAUCUUAAGGAUAAAGGCUCAGUUGAGUUGCCUCUAAUUGUUAAGCUCAUCGUAUUUCUUGUUAUCCCUGCAUAUCAAGUCUGUUUCACACUGAUGGUUAGCUCACUAUCUAAUAAGUUCAAAUUAGUAUACUCAGAAGAAAUUGAGACCGAACCGAAGGAAGCAGCUUUGAUAUCGAUGGGAACUGAAGUUGAUUUGAUGAAGAUCCUGAGAACUUUGUAA